GGCAUCACAAUAUUGCUACUUGUUCAUAGUCAUCUUGCUGUUUGAAUAGGCAAGGAGCGAUCAAGCAGCUGUAUACUGUCCAUUAUUUAUCUGAUCAAAGGAAAUGUCUAAGGUGACAUUUAAGGUCACGUUGACAUCAGAUCCUAAGCUGCCAUACCGAGUGUUCAGUGUCCCUGAAGAAGCGCCGUUUACAGCUGUGCUCAAAUUCUCAGCAGAGGAGUUCAAGGUGCCUGCACAAACAAGCGCAAUCAUCACAAACGAUGGCGUUGGAAUCAACCCCUCGCAGACAGCUGGGAAUGUCUUCCUCAAACAUGGAUCAGAGCUGAGGCUCAUUCCCAGGGAUCGCGUCGGUUGCAGCAGCGCAGAUUUGAGCCGUGCUUAAAGCAGGAAUCUGCCGUGGAACCAACACACUGUAUCCAGAAUGCAGUGUGGAGCAAGUCUGUGGGUCAAUCGCAAUGUUUGAUGGCAGCAAGUUGCCAAAUGGGAGAACAUGAGUUUCUCUAUGCUGGAGUUAUUUGCUCUUCAGUAGCUCAACAUCCAUUGGUUUCUGUGAUUAUGAGGAAGUGGUUGGCAAGCUUUGUGCAUUACAUGGCUGUGAUGCUUCGCAUGCAUUGUUUAAAUCAGGAAGUGUAAGGAAUAAUUCAAGC
Molecule: messenger RNA, 647 nt
Organism: Coccomyxa subellipsoidea C-169
Lineage: Eukaryota; Viridiplantae; Chlorophyta; Trebouxiophyceae; Coccomyxaceae
Product: ubiquitin-fold modifier 1
Exons: 5
Coding region: 104-382 (92 amino acids)
Biological process (GO): protein K69-linked ufmylation
Cellular component (GO): cytoplasm; nucleus
Source: RefSeq, a predicted model, not a curated record